GGCCGCCCGUUUCCACAGCUCCGCUCACUGCCCGCCCGCCCGUCAGCGCCCCUGCGACUGCGCGCGUACUGUCAGUCGUCACGCCACACUGUUGCGCGGGCUCACCGCCACAUCGAUUCCACCACAUGACUCUAGUGCUGAACCCCGUGAAGUGAUAAUGAGCGUGCGAAAUGAGGACCCCAGUGCCUGUCCUGACCUACUUCAAUAUUACAGAUCGAUCUCCACAUUUGACGUAAUGCCGAUGCAUUAAACCGUCGCCCCCCAUGACCGACAACUAAGGUGGCAGUAUUACGCGAAAAUGGCGUCAUCGGUCCGCAAAUAGAGCCGGCCGGGGCGAUGGGCUCGUAGCGGCAUGGAGGAGGACGAGAGGCGGCUGUCGUUCCCGCCGCCGGCGCCGCUCAACUCGCCCGGAGAAGAGAUCGACGGCUCGCGGCUGCUGGGCGAGAUCGUGAGGACGCUCGAGGCCACGAACCCGGAGGCGGCGGCGCCGCUCGUGGCGUCGCAGUCCCGCGAUGCGCUCGACGCGCCCGAGCAGCGGCCGCGCCGCGAGGAGCUGCGCAUCGCGCUCGACGUCACGUUCUCGGAGCCGGCGAAGCGCAGCGACGGGGAGCCGCGGGCGGUCGUCACCCCGUUCACGCGCGACUCCGCCAAGCGCGCCGGCUCGCGCGGCGCGCAGCUCGUGCGGGAGUUCGGCUUCAUGCCUCGGCGCCGGCUCAGCGUGGAAGACGGAGCCCGGCUGCCGAGGAAGUUCGAACCCUUCCCGCCCAAGCUGUACGGACGCCCGCUCGAGGAGAUCGACAAUUUCAUUUACGAUGAGACUUUCUGUGUGGUGUCAAAACGGUUUCGCAAGAACUACAUCCACCGGUUCACGGCGACCCGCUCGUUGUUCUGGUGGUCGCCCUGGUCGCCGGUGCGACGCGCGUGCGUCUACCUCUCCACCAACCAGUACUUCGACUACUUCGUCAUGGCCACCAUUCUGCUCAACUGUGUCUUCCUCGCCAUGUCGGAGACGAUCGAAGAGGCUGAAUACAUAUUUCUGGCGAUCUAUACGGCGGAGAUGAUAAUCAAGUGCAUCGCAAAGGGUUUCAUUCUAAACAAGUACACGUACCUACGUAACCCGUGGAAUUGGCUGGACUUCGUUGUGAUCACGUCGGGUUACGCAACCAUCGGCAUGGAGGUCGGCAACCUGGCCGGGUUGCGGACCUUCAGGGUGUUGAGGGCUUUGAAGACUGUUUCUAUUAUGCCAGGUCUGAAGACUAUCAUCAACGCAUUGCUCCACUCGUUCAAGCAGCUCGCCGAAGUAAUGACGCUGACGAUCUUCUGUCUGAUGGUGUUCGCGUUAUUCGCGCUGCAGGUCUACAUGGGGGAGCUCAGGAACAAGUGCGUGCAGGACCUGGAUGUACCUGUUGGGGAGAACUUUACUGAUGAACUAUGGUCGAGUUGGAUCAGUGACUCAUCGCACUGGAUGGUGGAUGACGAAUUAGUGCCUAUAAUCUGCGGUAACCUGACCGGUGCGCGGCACUGUCCCCCGCAGUUCACGUGCCUGUGUGUUGGACCCAACCCCAAUCAUGGGUACACCAACUUUGACAACUUCCUCUGGUCCAUGCUCACCACUUUCCAACUGAUCACCCUCGACUACUGGGAAAACGUUUAUAAUAUGGUGUUAUCGUCGUGCGGACCGAUGUCGGUGUCUUUCUUCACUGUGGUGGUGUUCUUCGGGUCCUUCUACCUCAUCAACCUGAUGCUGGCCGUCGUGGCGCUCAGCUACGAAGAGGAGUCGCAAAUUACCCAAGAGGAAAGGAAGAAGGAUCUAAAUGAACAUCGGGACGACUCGACCUUUAGUUUCGACCCCUCAUCCUUGUCAGUUAGAACGCUAGCGAAGGACUCAAAAAAGCGUAUAGACGCAAGAAAAGGUCUACUACUGGCCUCGUACUCGAGAAAACGGACGAGAAGACGUAAACGUGGCAAAAGCACCAUUCUUCAUGCUAACACUGUGACUGGAGCGGAGAGGUCCCGGUCCAGGUCGCGAUCGCGGUCAGUGACCCCGAGUGGAUCACCACCGCCGCUGCCCACGCCUGCACCUCCGCCCCCGCCACCUCAUACUCUGCAUCCUGAUAACGCUUUAGGUCGCGGUGCCCUAAGCGUCGCUGGUCGACAGCUUAGUGACCACAGCAACAACCGGGAGUCUUCGUUGGAUGACUCUGGUGUCGUGGACGACCACGAUGACGGCGAGCAUACCUCCGACGACCAAGCGCCGCAUCCGCACCGCCGACACCUGCUUCCGUAUCCUCCUGCUCCACCUGCUACACUACCUCUUAAACAAGAAUCAAAAAAACAAGAAACGAAGCUUAAGAAUGGUUCCAAAACUGAAAUACAAGUGGAUCAAACGAAAAAGGGCGAGAAAGGCAGCAUUGAAGAAAAAUAUCCGCUAAACCCCGACUACCUUAAUCAGAUUGUGGUUCUAGGGGCGGACUGGCCAUACAAGCGCGCGCCCGACCUCCCCCAAGCGGAGACGACGAAAAUUAAUGAGCUCAGUUUAUUGGCAGCCACGCACAAAUCUCAUAUGGGCAAUUACGAGCAAAAUUGCACUUACUUCACAGAUGAACUUGUGGACAGGAACUGCGAGUGCUGCGUUACUUGUUGCAUAGACUAUGAAGGAUGGUUGCAGUUCCAAAACUGUUUGUAUGGAAUAGUAAAGGAUCCACUAUUUGAACUGUUUAUAACUACUUGUAUAGUUCUCAAUACACUCUUCUUGGCUCUUGAGCAUCAUGGUAUGAGCGAAAAUGUUAGAUCAGCUUUAGACAUAGGAAAUAAGGUUUUCACGUCAAUAUUUACGCUAGAAUGUAUAAUGAAAGUUAUGGCCAUGAGUAAAGACUACUUCGCAUGUGGGUGGAACAUAUUCGAUUUGAUCAUCGUUUCAGCUAGUCUCUUGGAUCUUAUAUUCGAGCUUGUGGAUGGCCUGUCAGUGUUAAGAGGCCUUAGAUUGUUACGAGUGUUAAAAUUAGCCCAAUCAUGGACUACAAUGAAAGUUUUGUUGAGUAUUAUAAUAUCGACAAUAGGUGCUCUUGGUAAUUUGACGUUCGUGCUAGUUAUAGUUAUAUACAUUUUUGCUGUUAUCGGUAUGCAGUUGUUCUCGAAAUCAUACACGCAUGAAAAGUUCGAUCCGGACCCCGUCCCCAGGUGGAAUUUCAACGAUUUUUUCCAUUCAUUCAUGAUGAUAUUUCGCAUCCUCUGCGGAGAAUGGAUCGAGCCUCUUUGGGAUUGCAUGCGCGCAGAGGAAGAGAGCGGCGCAGAAAGUUGCUUCUUCAUUUUCCUUCCCGCCCUCGUCAUGGGAAACUUUAUGGUGCUCAACCUCUUCCUUGCCUUGUUGCUUAAUAGCUUUAACAGUGAAGAACUUAAGAAUAAAAAAGAGGAAGUAGGAGAAGAUUCAAAAUUAGCGAAAAGUUUUGAUAGAAUACGUUCAAUAGUAAGAAAAAAAGGUUUCCUUAUAUCCAAAAGUAAAGAGACUGAAAAAAAAACUAAAUUAGAAGAGUUAGUUACUGAAUUCAUGAUACAACAACGCGCUAUUGAGGAGCAUAAAAUGCCAAUGCCAAUGCCAACAGAACAGAGAUAUUCCUCUUCAGUGCAAGAAACUAUUUUAUUUCCUCACGAUAAUGUUUAUAGCCAUAGUUAUCAAGAAGCAUUAAACAGGCCAAUAUCCGUAGGAUCCGACUUUGGUUACUUGUUCCAAGCAGGCAACGUUAAUCAUGGCAGUCAGGAAACGUUAAAAGAUGUGCGAGAUUUAGCAGCCGAACAUAAGAUCACUAGUAUACGAGAAGAUUCAAAAGAAAAUUUAGAUGACAGUGCACCUACUGACCAAAUUGCGGUGCAAAAACUGCUGAAUCAAAUGUCAUCUGGAUAUCAUACGCAACCUUCAGACUCGAGAGAUGAAUUUGAACAAUAUGAGAUGGCACAAAUAUCUAGUAAAACAACACCAGAAAAAUUUAGGCGACAAGGAAUAGGAAUUGGAGUAGGAAUAGGAGGAGUAGAGAUGCCAAAACAUCUUAGUAGAGAGUUGGGGAAGCGACCUGAGGACGAGGAUAUGAAGCAUCCCUGGCAAACAUUGGUCUCAUAUGUAGAUGAAAUAACUGUAGGAGGGAGAAAAAAUUCUAAAGGCCAAUACAUGGAUCCAACGGGAAAAUUUCCAGGUUUCGGAAAGAGUAAGGAGCCGAAAGAGCCUGAAAAUUGUUUCCCUAAACAAUGUUAUAAACAAUGUUCUUGUUGGGAUGCUUGUAUUCAAACAAAGUUAGGUCAGAGAUGGAUGCUAAUACGUACAUACGUAGUCCGCUAUGUCGAUACGCCAGCAUUUGAGUGGUUCGUUUUAGUUCUCAUCUUCGCUUCGAGCAUCACUUUAUGUUUUGAAGAUAUACAUCUAGAAAAAAAUAAACCACUCAAGAAGAUACUUUAUUGGACAAAUCUUAGUUUUUGUAUGAUCUUCGUUAUAGAAAUGUUUUUCAAAUGGAUAGCGUUGGGGUUCUAUAGAUAUUUUACCAGUUUUUGGACGUUGUUAGAUUUUACUAUAGUUUUCGUAUCAGUAUUUAGUUUAUUAAUAGAAGAAAAUGAAAAUUUAAAAGUGUUGAGGUCACUAAGGACAUUGCGUGCACUUCGACCUCUAAGAGCAAUUUCUCGGUGGCAAGGAAUGCGAAUAGUUGUAAAUGCAUUGAUGUAUGCAAUACCUAGUAUAUUCAACGUGUUAUUAGUAUGUUUAGUUUUUUGGUUAAUAUUUUCCAUUAUGGGCGUACAAUUUUUUGGGGGUAAAUUUUUUAAGUGUGUGGACGAGGAAGGUGUUUUAUUACCCUUAGAGGUAGUUAAUGAUAAAUGGGAGUGCUACUACAAUAAUUUUUCUUGGAUAAAUUCUAAGAUAUCCUUCGACCAUGUCGGUAUAGCCUACUUAGCCCUAUUUCAAGUAGCCACUUUCGAGGGAUGGAUGGAAGUUAUGGCUGAUGCUGUGGACGCGCGAGGGGUAGACUUGCAGCCGUCAAGGGAGGCCAAUCUUUACGCAUACAUAUAUUUCGUUAUUUUCAUUGUAUGCGGAUCGUUCUUCACACUAAAUCUAUUUAUAGGAGUAAUUAUAGAUAAUUUUAAUAUGCUCAAGAAAAAAUAUGAAGGUGGUGUACUAGAAAUGUUUCUAACGGAAAGCCAAAAACAUUAUUACACUGCUAUGAAGAAAUUAGGUAGAAAAAAGCCCCAGAAAGUAAUAAAGAGGCCAAGAAAUCAAUUUCUAGCAAUGUUUUAUGAUUUAUCUAAUUCUCGAAGAUUCGAAAUAGCUAUAUUUGUUCUAAUAUUUCUUAAUAUGCUAACAAUGGGUAUAGAGCAUUACGACCAACCUCAUUCGGUUUUCUUCGUAUUAGAAGUUAGUAACGCGUUUUUUACAACAGUUUUUGGCUUAGAGGCUAUAGUUAAGAUAAUCGGUCUACGUUACCAUUAUUUCACAGUUCCGUGGAACGUUUUUGAUUUUUUGCUAGUUUUAGCUUCGAUCUUAGGUAUUCUUAUGGAGGAUAUUAUGAUAGAUUUACCAAUAUCCCCUACACUUCUGAGAGUGGUCAGAGUUUUUCGCAUAGGGAGAAUUUUAAGACUGAUUAAAGCCGCUAAAGGCAUAAGAAAACUGUUGUUUGCGUUGGUGGUGUCCUUACCAGCUCUGUUCAACAUCGGUGCCUUGCUAGCCCUGAUUACCUUUAUCUAUGCGAUCAUUGGCAUGUCCGUAUUUGGACACGUAAAGGAGCAGGGCGCUCUUGAUGACAUUGUCAAUUUUCAGACUUUUGGUAGAAGUAUGCAACUGCUUUUUCGCCUUAUGACAUCAGCUGGUUGGAACGAUGUCCUAGAGUCUUUAAUGAUCCAGCCUCCUGAUUGCGAGUUAGGCGAUCAUGGCCACUCUAAUGGAAACUGUGGGAGUCCAUUAUUAGCAAUAACGUAUUUUACUUCUUUCAUAAUAAUUAGUUAUAUGAUUGUCAUCAACAUGUACAUUGCUAUCAUCCUCGAGAAUUUCAAUCAGGCUCAUCAAGAGGAAGAGAUUGGUAUCGUAGAAGAUGAUUUGGAAAUGUUCUACAUUCGGUGGUCGAAAUACGAUCCACAUGCUACUCAAUUCAUAAGUUUUGCUCAACUAUCAGAUUUCAUAGCCUCUUUAGAUCCCCCACUAGGUAUAUCCAAGCCAAAUACAGUAGCACUCGUCAGCUUUAAUUUGCCUAUUGCUAGAGGCAAUAAGAUCCAUUGUUUGGACAUCCUACAUGCACUUGUUAAGCAUGUACUAGGUCAUGUGGAGGAAACAGAAACCUUCAGACAACUCCAAGAACAAAUGGAUAUUAAAUUUAAGAAGCAGUUUCCUACGAGAAAAGAAUUAGAAAUAGUUUCUUCAACUAGAAUAUGGAAGAGAGAAGAUAAAGCCGCACGAACAAUACAACGGUCGUGGAGGGAAUACGUCAAGAGAAAAAAUCGAAGUCCCUCGCCGGAAGAAGAAGAAAGCACCAAGUGGUCACCAGGUCACGGUUGGGGUGGUAAACUCAGCGCGUUGCUUCAUGUACGAAGAGGAUCCCACGCGUCCAGUAGAAAGUCCUCAAGAGCGUCUGACGCUUCCGACUUGAGCGAUAUAGGGGGAGCUUGGCUUAAUCUUCCACUUUUGUUACUACCGGGAACUGCACCAGGUGAUCAGCCUAGUGGGUCAGAAACGGCUCCACCUCGUAGAAGAUCCGCGUACGGUUUGCCACUAUUCUUGAGGCAUCAGGACGCGGUAGACGAGGACGUCGGCCCGAAACGAGCAGGUUCACUUCGUCUGACCUCCCGGAGAAGUUCGGCAAGGCGUCCGACACCCCCCGCUCGAGCCAGCACGCCGUCCCCGCACGCAAGCAGCGCCGUGAGCAUCCUCGUCACGGAAGCAUCCCCUGAUACCGCCCCUCCACCUUCAGCACCCCCCACUGUCGUUCGAGUCCUCGUACACCGAGAAAGUGACGAACAACCCAGCUGAUCUACGACCGAAGAGCCCUCAGAGGCUCCAACAAACCAAUAGUAUUAAACUUAAGAACCAGGCUGACAAAGACAAAGUGAGUGUCAAGUUUUAAAGAUCGAAUAUUGUGUUCACGCACGGGUAACAGUGAUAUUACAACGGUUAGGUCGUAAUUGUGAUUUUAAACCAAUUUAGAUUUAGACGUCGAUAAGUAUUGUUAUAUUUAAAAAAAAUAUAAAACGAAAAUAUCAAUUCCUUUAGUAAAAAUUAAUUAUAAAAUAACCGGAGACUUCCAUACGCAAUAAAAGUUAAAUAAAUAGCGUUAAAUCACUCAUCACGUUAAAUGACAGGUAAAAUGGUAAAACCGAUUUUAGCUUUACGCUUAUAGUAACUAAAUGCCGAUUCGUUAGAUGGUUUUUAUUAUAGAGAAUAUUUAAGUAUGGGGUAGAGUUGAGCGAUUGUAUAUUACUUUGUUAUUGUAAAUAGCGUUAUUAUGUACAAGCCGGCGACUGAUGUAACGUCGGGGCUUGUUAUAAGAAAUCUACGCGGAAUACGCAUCUACUUUUAUGUAAAGGCCAGGCUGUUCAAACAACCAAAAUAAAAAUAAACAAUUUUUUUGAAUGAUUGAUGCAAAAUUAUUCUUCAAAGUCGACAACCGUGUUAAUAUUAUUUUUGCACGACUUAUUUAUGUCCGGACAGCAAACAUACACGAGAAAGAAUAAGUAGAUAGGUUUUUAUUCCGCUUGUAAUGUCAUCGGCUUUUUAAUAUUUUACUUUUGAUAGCUUUUUGUUCUUAGAAAAUAAAUCCAUCUUAUAUAAUAUACUUAUGAAAAUUCAAUCAAAGAUAUCCUAGUUUUCAUUGACAUAGGAAGGUAUAUAAGACUUUAAAUGACGCCAUUCUUUUUCUAGUUUAUUACUUUUAUCUUUAUUUUUUUUUUUUGCUUCCACACAUGAGGAUAGGUGUUAAAAAUUAAUGGAUCAGAAUUAUAUAUAAUAUUCAAAGGCAGCUUUAAUUAUAAGUUAAUUAUAUACUUACCUUGGAAUUGGAAAAAAUGUAAUGCAGAAAAAACUUAGCCAAUUUUGUUUCAUACGAAUUUGGCGUUGACAAUCAUGAUUCUACUCCGUUAUGUUCGAAUUGAUCGAACGAUCCGGAAAUUUUCCAGUCUGUUCAAUUGUUAGAUCUAACAUAUUGGAAGCUAACAUUUAUUAAGUUUUGUUAGACUGCGAUUGUCGAAUAAACCGGAAAAAAAUCUUCUUGAUCUAUUAUGUUUUAAUCAAUUCCGAUAUAGCUAGCCCGAGCAUUUAAAAAAUCGGAUUUUUUCCCCCAACGUAACGGAAUAGACGGCGCCCGCGACUGUGGACAUGUCAAGAUGAUCAAUUAAUGUGGAUCUGGCCUAAGGGAUGUGCAAUGACGGCGAGCUACGAGCUUUUUAAACUGUAUGAGGAAUGAGGGUAAUAUGAUAAAAUUACCUACCCUACUCCCCAUUCGUUGAUUGUUUUCUAACUGAUAGCUUCUUCGCACAUCUCUGGUUAACAUCCUACGUAAAAAUUUCUUCAUGUUAUAGUCUCAAUGGAAGGAUAAUGGUUGUGUACUGCUUUGAGCAUUAAAUUAAAGCAAUCGACAGUACAGGAAGAACUGGAAUGCUCAGUAGAUAAAUGUGUAUUUUGUUUUAUGUAA
This is a messenger RNA of Maniola jurtina (meadow brown), 8654 nucleotides long. It is a transcript of the gene SC1, whose product is annotated as sodium channel protein 60E-like. The coding region runs from base 353 to 6997 and encodes 2214 amino acids. Gene Ontology annotation, molecular function: protein binding; voltage-gated sodium channel activity. Gene Ontology annotation, biological process: neuronal action potential; membrane depolarization during action potential; sodium ion transmembrane transport. NCBI's taxonomy places the organism in Eukaryota, Metazoa, Arthropoda, Insecta, Lepidoptera, Nymphalidae. The record is from RefSeq and is a predicted model, not a curated record. The transcript has 30 exons. Gene Ontology annotation, cellular component: voltage-gated sodium channel complex; plasma membrane.